AUGGGCCACCUCCUGUCCCGGGAGCCGCGAAGCCGCCCGAGCCGCAGGAGGCCGCGCUGCUGCAGCUGGUGCCGCCGCCGCCGCCCGCGCCCGCGCCCGCCCCGCAGCCGGGACUGCUUCUUCCGCGGGCCCUGCAUGCUCUGCUUCAUCGUGCACAGCCCCGGCGCGCCCGCCCCCGCCGGCCCGGAGGAGGAGCCGCCGCCGCCGCCGCCGCCGCCGCCGCCGCGGGCCCGGGCCUCCGCCGAGGACUGCGCCGCCGCCGCCCGCCGCUUCCUGCUGGCCCCCGCCGCCGCGUCGCCCGCCUCCCGCUGCCGCGAGCUGGGGCUGGCCGCCGCCGCCGCCUGGGAGCGCCGCGGCCCGGGCCUCCUCCUGGCGGGCGUGGGGCCCGUGCGCCUCCUCGGGCCGCCCGCCGCCCUGCGGCUCCUGCGCGGGCCGCCGCCGGCCGCCGACAUGGUGUGCAAGCGCAAGGGCGCCGGGCUCCCGGCCUGCACGCCCUGCAAGCAGCCCCGCUGCGGGGGCCACGGCGGCGGCCACGGCGGCGGGCACGGCGGGCGCGGCGGGCACGGAGGGGCGCACGCAGGGGCGCACGGAGGGCCCGCGGGGGGGGGCGCCUCGCCGCCGCGGCCCCCCGACGCCGCCUGCUGCCCCGCGGCCCCCGCGCCCCCCGAGGCCCCCGCGCCCCCCGCGCCCCCCGGGGCCCCCGCGGCGGCCGGCGGGGACGCGGGGCGAGCGGGGGGCGCCGCCCCCUCGGCCGCCCAGCAGCAGCAGCAGCAGCAGCAGCAGCACGACUGCGGCGACGCCGACCGCCGGGAGCCCCCCGAGAACCCCUGCGACUGUCACAGGGAUCCGCCCCCCGAAACCCCGGACAUCAACCAGCUGCCGCCGUCCAUCCUGCUCAAGAUAUUUUCCAAUUUAUCCCUGGAUGAGCGUUGCCUUUCUGCCUCAUUGGUUUGCAAGUACUGGCGUGACCUUUGUUUAGAUUUCCAGUUUUGGAAGCAGCUGGAUCUUAGUAGUCGUCAGCAGGUCACUGAUGAAUUAUUGGAAAAAAUUGCAUCAAGAAGUCAGAAUAUAAUUGAAAUCAACAUUUCUGAUUGUCGCAGUAUGUCUGAUACUGGCGUAUGUGUUCUAGCAUUUAAGUGUCCUGGACUUCUUAGGUAUACAGCCUACAGGUGUAAACAGCUUUCUGACACUUCUAUUAUUGCGGUUGCCUCUCACUGUCCUUUACUUCAGAAAGUUCAUGUAGGCAACCAGGACAAACUUACUGAUGAAGGACUCAAACAGCUGGGAUCAAAGUGCAGAGAACUCAAAGAUAUUCAUUUCGGCCAGUGUUACAAGAUCUCAGAUGAAGGCAUGAUCGUCAUAGCUAAGGGCUGUCUGAAAUUACAAAGAAUAUACAUGCAGGAAAACAAAUUAGUAACAGAUCAGUCGGUGAAAGCAUUCGCUGAACACUGUCCUGAACUUCAGUACGUUGGCUUCAUGGGUUGUUCAGUUACUUCGAAAGGAGUCAUUCACCUAACCAAGCUACGAAAUCUUUCCAGCUUGGACCUACGUCAUAUCACUGAACUGGAUAAUGAAACUGUGAUGGAAAUUGUCAAGAGGUGCAAAAAUCUUAGCUCUCUCAAUCUCUGUCUGAACUGGAUCAUAAAUGACAGGUGUGUGGAGGUCAUUGCAAAGGAAGGACAAAACCUGAAAGAGCUGUAUUUGGUGUCCUGUAAAAUCACAGAUUAUGCACUGAUUGCCAUCGGCCGGUACAGCAUGACGAUAGAGACUGUGGAUGUCGGAUGGUGUAAAGAAAUUACAGACCAAGGAGCCACCCUGAUUGCACAGAGCAGCAAAUCUCUGAGAUAUCUGGGGCUGAUGAGAUGCGAUAAAGUCAACGAAGUGACGGUGGAGCAGCUGGUGCAGCAGUACCCCCACAUCACCUUCAGCACCGUGCUGCAGGACUGCAAGAGGACCUUGGAGAGGGCCUAUCAGAUGGGCUGGACCCCCAACAUGUCUGCAGCCUCCUCCUAACGCUCCUGCUCCCGGGGGGGGGGGGGUGGUGGGAGAUCUGGGGGGCCGAGCCCUUGGAAAGAUUUUCCCUGUUCCACGUCUACGGGUGUACCCCAGUGUAUAUGUGUGUCUUGUUCGCAUACCGCAUAGCAUAAGCGCAAUUGCUGUUUGUUCCCAGGUGAGCUGGGUUGGGGUGGUUUUUUGGGUUAUUUUGUUUUUUCCUUAAAAAUUAAAGAUUUUUGAAAGCCACAGACCCUUUGGUUUUUAAACUCAAAGGCUUGUUUCUCUAAAGAAAAAAAAUUUUUUUAUUUACUGUAAAACCAAAAACCGUGGGCCCUAGUAUGUUGAUCUUCUAAUUGCCGCCUCUUGAAGAUGCCCCGAAAUGAAGGCAUCCAUCGGCCUUCUCUUCCGAUGGAAUAGAAUUAUGCACUGCUCCUGAUGGUGACCAGGCCAGAAGGGAUGUUGCACCAAUUAGAAACCAGGAAACCAGGCCUUUGCAACAUUUCAGGGGCCUACACACGUAUAGGUCCUCACACACACACACCCUAACAUGCCAGUACCUGUGCCGCAUGAGCACAAACGCCAGGGCACUUUCUUUCUAGAUCGUUCUCUGACGGAGGGGCCUUCUCCAGGCCACUGAGGAAGCUCGGCACCCAACCCGGGAUAUGCACAGGUGGCUAACUUGCUGUCUGCAAGUGAGGGAGGGCCUCGAGAACAUAAAGCCUUCUGAGAAGUUUUUAUAUGGAGGCAACGAUCUGAGCUCCCCUGGCCAGCUCACACAAGUUAAUUAUCCAUUAUUCUGCAAAUUUGUUCUGUAGAGUCCUGAAUAUUUUCGUUAAGGUUUAUGUUAAUGUUGUAUUCGCUCUUGUUUCAUGGAUUGCAACUGGUCCGGAUAUAUUUUAAUGAUAUUUGGAGCUACCCUUAAGCGUUAUCCACAUUCAAAGCACCAGUGUAAUACUAGUGUGCGGUUAUUUAAAAAAAACAAAACAAUACCUACAGAUCAUUUAAUUAUUUUUGUUGAUUUUGGUAAUUAUGAAAGUUUAUUUCUAAGAUUUGGAGGUAGUCACAUUAUUAGAAGAUUAAUGAGUGAGAUAUAAGUAGACAAUCUUCCUAUUGAUUUAUCUUUCUUUUUUUUUUUUGCUUUGCUUUGGGCUUUAGAACAGGUUUUUUGGAUAUAUGCAUGUUAAUUUUGAAUAGUUCUUGUGCUACUACAGAGAUCUAUUGCUGGUUAAUGUAUGAGUUAAGACGAAAAAUUAGAAAAUCUUUUCAUUAAGAUUUGUGUUUACACUUGUCGGAAAUAAGCAUUUCUUUGUUUCAAGAUUGCCAGCUUUCAGUUAAGACAAUAUCUAUCAGUAAAUGAAUAUAUGUUUUGAUUUCACACAUCUUUACAAUUAAUUCAUAGUAGGGACUCAGGCUCAAGUAAACUUUCCUGUGUCUCGAUUUAUAAUCAAGACAGCAGGGGAGCCUUUUUAAGCUAAAGAGUGAUUAUCUUUCACAGUAGAGCUAGAUACAAAACCCUGCCCUGUGAGUUUGCUAUUUAUUCUUCCCCAAUGUGGACAUAACUGGGUUUUUUGUUUUAUUUUGUUUUGUUUUGUUUGGUCUUUAACAGAUAUACUAAGGUUUGAGUUUCACUUUCUGUAAGUCCCAAUAUGUCUAAAAUGAUACUAGCUGUAAGCAACAAAAUAUAGCUUUACAUUCACAAAUACCAUUCACUUAUUUAUAGUGACUCCUUUUUUGUAAACACUGUUUCCUUUGAUUAUGUCAACAUGUUUCUGAUGUGGCAUAUGUUUUUUUUGCUUUUAAUCCCAAUCAGUUAAGAAAAUCUAGUUAGUAAGCACCAAGGGUAUUUUUUUUCCAUCACUAAAUAGGUUACUAAUUUAAUUUGAAAGGAAUAAAAUUUGUGUAAGAAGAAAAGCUGUUUAUUAUUAAUAAAAAAGUUCUUGCACAUCAAGUGGUAUCGUUUUCAUGUUCAUUUCCCCACCACUGAAAAAUAUUUUAAUUCACAAUAUUUUAACUGGUUUUUAAUCCAAAACUAAUUUAUAAGACAGUAUGUAUAGUAAUAGUAGCUGGAGUGAAUAAACAAAAGUUUAAUUUUUAUAUAUGUCACACUAUAUUUUAAAUAGUUAAAAAAGACAAAAGAAGGGAGAGCGGUUGAUGAUAUGGAUGGUGCCAUUUCAGUUCAAAGUUGUGAUAAUCUUUAGAGUGUUACAGUUUGGUUGUCAAAUGGUUCCAGAGGUGUAUAAUUGAUUUUUUUUUUAAUGUUGCAUUGUUUGAAUCUAAAAUACAGCACUAUAACAUGCUUUAGCUUGGGGGGUGGGUUGGGGUGGGGAACUUGCACUUAUUCUUUAAGAUGUUGACUAAUCCAGAAAGCCUGAUGCAACAUAACCUGGAAAACUGCUGUGGUAUAUUUGUAGAAAUCUGUAGAAAUAUCAUAUCCAGCCUCAAAGCAUUAAUUUCCAAAAAAAAAAAAAAAAAAAACAACCAGAAAAAAAAAAGCAUCACCUUGAGUGAUCCUGUGAUGGUUGUUGAAUGUGUUCUCAUUAGAUGCUUUGAAAUGAGGCUUAAAAUGAUUUCUGGGCAAUAUAGAGUUUCUUGUUUUGCUUAGAGUGUCAUAAAUAUAUGUGAACACGUUUAAUGCAGGGCUUUUUAUCCUCUCCAAAAUGUCAACAGUAUUUUCAGAAUAAAGACUAUGAAAUAUAUUGCUGUAGUGAAAAAUUCUGGUCCUUUGUCUUUAAUGUCUUUUUGAGUGGAUAAAGGAAAUUCACCCAGUUUGUAGUUUCUAUAUUUCCGUGAAUCUUUUGACCUUGCAAUGGGUUGCAAUAAAAGAGAAACAAAA
This is a messenger RNA of Canis lupus familiaris (dog), 4828 nucleotides long. RefSeq names its product F-box and leucine rich repeat protein 17 (gene FBXL17). Bases 1 to 2013 code for a protein of 670 amino acids. The record is from RefSeq and is a predicted model, not a curated record. Gene Ontology annotation, cellular component: SCF ubiquitin ligase complex. Gene Ontology annotation, molecular function: protein binding. Gene Ontology annotation, biological process: SCF-dependent proteasomal ubiquitin-dependent protein catabolic process. Lineage: Eukaryota; Metazoa; Chordata; Mammalia; Carnivora; Canidae. The transcript is spliced from 9 exons.